Messenger RNA from Gastrolobium bilobum, 1086 nucleotides. RefSeq lists its product as uncharacterized. NCBI's taxonomy places the organism in Eukaryota, Viridiplantae, Streptophyta, Magnoliopsida, Fabales, Fabaceae. The coding region runs from base 37 to 903 and encodes 288 amino acids. The transcript has 8 exons. Gene Ontology annotation, cellular component: cytoplasm; nucleus. Gene Ontology annotation, molecular function: RNA endonuclease activity; RNA binding; sequence-specific DNA binding. The record is from RefSeq and is a predicted model, not a curated record.
UUGCAUCGUUUAUGUGUCCUUCGAGGGACAGAACAGAUGUUGCAUUCUUUCUCUUCACUUCCCAGAUUUUCUCUAUUCUUGACAUCCAAACCUCAACGCCUCCAUCAAAUUGCAGGGAGAGGGAGCAGUUAUCAGAGCUCAACAAAGAGGGCAAGAACCAUGGCCACUGCCAUUGAGUCCACUAUGAAGGACGCUUUUACCAAAUAUGCUGAAUAUCUGAAUAACCUUAAUGACAAACGGGAAAGAGUGGUCAAAGCAAGCCGUGAUGUAACAAUGAAUAGCAAAAAGGUCAUAUUUCAAGUGCACAGGAUGAGUAAAUACAAUAAAGUUGAAGUACUUGAGAAAGCAGAAAAGGAUUUAGCUGCUGUGACAGAUCAGUACAUGUCUCGACUAGUCAAAGAAUUGCAGGGAACUGAUUUUUGGAAGCUAAGACGAGCAUACUCACCUGGGAUACAGGAGUAUGUCGAAGCAGCUACAUUCUGCAGUUUCUGCAAAAAUGGAACUCUUUUGAAGCUUGAUGAGAUAAACAACACAUUGUUACCUCUUAGUGAUCCAUCUCUACAGCCUCUGCAGAUAAAUAUCCUUGACUAUCUAUUAGGGCUUGCAGAUUUGACUGGAGAGCUGAUGCGUCUGGCAAUUGGUAGGAUAUCGGAUCGUGAACUUGAAUUUGCUGAGAAGAUAUGCAGAUUUGUACGUGAUAUAUACAGGGAGCUUACACUUGUAGUGCCACACAUGGAUGAUAGUUCUGAUAUGAAAAUAAAGAUGGAUACAAUGCUCCAAAGUGUCAUGAAAAUAGAGAACGCUUGCUUUAAUGUUCAUGUGAGAGGAUCAGAGUAUAUUCCACUUCUGGGAUCUAAUGAUCCAAGUUCGUUCUUAGUGGGAGUUCCGGAUAUUGAACUAUGAGUUAUCCAUUGGACGCUUUGUGAGAUAUAUGUAGAUGAGUGAAUAGUCUACUGGAAGGCUUUGAAGGUUGGUAUUACUGCAUGGAUCAAUAUCAACAAUAUUUUGUAUAAGCUGCACAUGACAAUCGACAAUGAGGUUUACAGAUGAUUCUUAGCAAAGAUGACAUGUAUGAUUGUCAUUUUA